AAAAAGAUUAUAAGGACACAACCCAUCUAUGCUAUUACUUCCAAACAUAAAGUCAGGAUUACAUUUUUCAAUUCCCGCAGUUGUAGUAACAUAUAUUCAAAAUCCAAAAUGAUCAGUAUUUGUCAUACCUUUUGCUAUAAAACCACUAUAAUAUGGUAGAGCUGGAAGUAACAGUCUAGUUUGUAGAUUGCAAAAUACUGCCACAUACUGAAGACACACAACACCCAUGAGAUUUGAUCACUCUGUCAGCGGCGCCUCUGUUAUUGUUUGGAAACUCUUGACAAGUGCAAUGUGCAAUCUGACAUGUCUGGACCUCCAGCGCCAAUGUGCCAACUCAUCAAACUUUCAUACUGCGGAUAGCACUCUGCUGUCUACUGCCGCUGUCCACUGAUAGUGUUUUUAUUAGUGUAUUGUGGUUCAGUAUUGAAAAUACAGCGUUCCUGCACAAAAAGGUGGGAUUUCACCUGUCGGUUAGUAAGCUUAGUUUUUAAUAUGAAAGCUUUGUCUUGUACAUUUUGUGUUGUUAAGAUGAGGUUUACAUUUAAAAAUAAUGACUUUAAACAGGCCAAUGUUCCUUCCAUGACUUGUACGUUUUCAGUGAAUUUCAUUUAGUUUUCAUCAUGUUAAUUUGUGUGCUGUCCUCAUGGCAUCCUUCAGGAAAAAAAUUCCUAAAUAUUUUGAUGUUUGUCUGAUGCAUUUUGUCAGUAUUUAUUACCAUUAGAUUUAUUUGGAUUAUGAUGUUUCUUGAAGAAAAUACCAAAUACAAAAACAGGAGGAAAUAAAGACAUUAUGAAAGAUGUUAUUUUUAUAGCACGAGGUGCGCAUUUUAACUCUGCAUAUUAAAACCACGGCAACAUCACAUUUGAUGUUUCUAUUUUCAUCUAAGUUUGAUUUGAUUAUUUUAUUUUAAUUAUUGCAAAGCACUGCAAUGGUAUAAUAUUUGCUGAGUAAUCCUAUUUUUAAAAUCCACUUGUGAACAACAUAAUUGCCUGUUUGGAAGAACUUUUUUUUUCUGACUUUCAUGAACCACAAGAAGUCAAAUUUCAAGGAUAUCGGCUGUUAUUGUGAAGAAAAAUUAAAGGUGUCAUGACAAUACUGCUAAAUCACAGUCAAAAUCUUUAACACAAUUUUGCAAUUUUAUUUCUGCUCGUAUGUUUUUGAACGAUUAUGUUUUUCAUAAUCAUACAGCAGUGAAGACAGAAACCACAGGUUGCUGAUGUUCUUACAUUUUACAAACCACUGAUCUGUUUUGGUGAAUUCAAGCUAUUUUCAGGUUACAAUUGAGGAAAAAUCUUGGCAAGAAACCGUUUGAAUGACUUGUUUUCUGCCUCCUCGUUGGGUCAGCGGUUGGUUCCACUCCAGUGCAGGUCGUCCCACAGGAAAACGGGCGAUGACAGGCCAGUUAAGUAGCUCACCGCUGAAUGACUAAAGGAGGGACAGAAAAGUGCUACCAGCUUUUAGCCAGCAGAGGAAAAAGCUAAAGAAUCAAGUCACUAUGUCAGGAGUCAGCAGUGAUCAAUUGCACAAAUCAACUUUGAGUGUCUACUCUAGCCUGAUGGAGCAUUUCAACCCGGGUCUUCAGAAGCUUGUUGCUCUUGGAAACAGCUAUGUUAAAGCUUUUCAAGCCUUAGCCGGUUGCAGCGAAGCUUACUUCAGCGCUCUGGCUAAGAUGGGUGACCAGGCACUGCAUACGCUUUCCUCUCAUUCUCUUGGCGACGUCCUGGUCCAGAUAUCAGAAACGCAGCGAAGGCUCACUGCAGAGAUGGAAGGGUUGUUUCAGUGGUUCCAGAUAGAGGUGCUGCAAGCGAUGGAGAAGAACGUCAAACUGGACGAGGAGUACAUGGAAGGCAGCCGCAGAGUGUAUGAGAUGGAGGUGAGAAACCAGGCAGAAGCUCUGGAAAAACAGCUUAGAAGAGGAACCUUCAGAGACUCUCUGGAGAGCAGUGAAUACAUGGUUUACCUGAGGCAGAGCCACCAGGAGAUCCUGAAGGAGGAGGAACGAAGAUACCGCUUUCUGGCGGAGAAGCACUGCGGCCUUACUCAGUCCCUACUGUUUCUCAUAAACAAGACCGGCGGAUCCCUCCAGCAGAAGGCAGAUGGAUGGAAAGAGAAAGUGAACGAGACCAAGGAGUCCAGAUCACGCACUCCAACUCAUGUAGAUCAAGAGGCGCAGCUGCGAGGCUCGGUCAGCUCUCUGCUGCAGACAGUUGCCAGGGACGAGGAUAUGUCCUGGGCCAGGCGGGAGCAGUUGGCACUGGGUAGAGUGCCAUCUAGAGCACCAUCUCCCCUUCCCAGUCGCUCUCGCUCCAGUUCAGUGGGGGAGUCUCUGGGUUUGGGAGGAGGAAGGCCCAUGAGAGCCCUGGUGUCUCACCCCUCCUCAUCCAAUCCGAAGCUUUUGCCUUUUAACAGAGGAGAGACCGUCAUCGUGCUAGUCCAGGAACCACGAAACGGCUGGCUGUACGGACGCGCAGAAAGCAGCCUGCGUCAGGGCUGGUUUCCUGCUGCAUAUGUGGCUCCAGCUGAAGAUUUCUCCAACACUUUAUCGACCAGCAGCGUUUCUCUCAGAAGUCACAGCAUGAACAGUCUUCUGGACACCGACGCUCACACCGAACAGCCAGAGGUCAAGGGUUACGGCGACGUCCCAUCCCCGGCGACCCCCAACCGCAGGGCGUCGGUGGACGUCCGGCCGGUUUCUCCGGCGCCCGACAGGCGGACGGAACCGGCGAUAGAGACAAAACUCCCACCGCCGCCUCCACAGCAGAGCUUGAAUCUCAGAAGAAGCUCUGUGGACGUGCGAUCCGUCUCCCCCGUCCCAGACAGGAAGGGGGACAUGACGGCUGAUGUUCAGGCAUUGUCUCCACAUGGGCAGCCUGAUAACCCAUUGUUUCCAAGGGGCACAAACCCGUUCGCCACCGUGAAGCUUCGCCCCACGACGACCAACGACAGAUCCGCUCCUCGGAUCCACUGAGUGGCCGUCACUCGUGCGAGCGGAGCAGAGGUCUGGUGCUCAAACUCUGACAUUGGGUCAUGAAGGCAGCGUGUGCAUCUUUGCGACGUGGUAGACCUGAACUCUGAUGGACAGAGAAAUGCUUUGCACGGUGUAGAAAAUGCAAAGCGACACCUCGCCAUCUGAAUUAUUUAAACCACAAACCGGAGAAGCUGCUUUAGCAAGUCUCUGUGUAGUAAUUAAGAGUUGAUGUUGUUUUGUUUUUGUCUCAUGUAGGACAGCUGUAAAAGGAACAUUUAGACUCAGUUGUCUAAAAGUAGUUUUUUUUCUCAUUAAAUGGGAGAAUAUUGCUUGCUGUUUUAUUAUUCCUUCUGCCUCAUAGUCAGUCAACAUACUAAAACUAAAAUUUGUAUCAGUUUGUUAAAUCACAUACAACCAAAACCAAAUAAAUUGAAUUCCCCGUCUUCUAAAAGUUUUUAGCUGCUUCCUUUUAUGACAGUUACCUUUUAUGAGCACCAAUAAGUGAAGACACGGUAUCUCAAAUGUUCUUUUAUUAUCAUUUCGUACUGGUGUCUUCUCUCUUCACAGUUCUCCUUACAUACGAUUCUUUUUUUUUUUAACCACAUCAUCUGUUCAGAGUUUGGAAGUGAGGAGGUGGAGGACGGGACGGAGGAGAGAAGAGGAAGGUCAGGGAGGGUGGAGGAGGAAGAGCAGUGGCAAGAAAGUGAUCUGAUGCACAAACAGCCAGAAAUAAAACCAGCGAAGAAGACAGAAUGCGCAAGAAGUUGAGCUUAAAGGAGUCUUGAACAUCUACACCACCUACAGCACUAUCACCACCCGUUUUCAUAUCACAAACUAUCCUCAUUUGCGUAAGUAAUGAUUCCUAAAUCUGUACAGCAUGUUUAGUUAAACAAA
Molecule: messenger RNA, 3862 nt
Organism: Poeciliopsis prolifica (blackstripe livebearer)
Lineage: Eukaryota; Metazoa; Chordata; Actinopteri; Cyprinodontiformes; Poeciliidae
Gene: baiap2l2b
Product: BAR/IMD domain containing adaptor protein 2 like 2b
Exons: 16
Coding region: 1496-2968 (490 amino acids)
Biological process (GO): plasma membrane organization; positive regulation of actin filament polymerization; actin crosslink formation
Cellular component (GO): cytosol; nucleoplasm
Molecular function (GO): protein binding
Source: RefSeq, a predicted model, not a curated record